AUGAAGCUGCACUGUCUUGAAACUGUGACCUCCACAGUUUCACUGUGUGACAGCAAGAGAGGGAUGGAGGAGGUACACUGGCUCCUAACCGCUUGGGCCAUGCUGAAUGUGCAGGCUGCCAUCCCCAUCAUCAUGGGGGCCAACAUUGGGACCUCCAUCACCAACACCAUUGUGGCGCUCAUACAGGCAGGAGACCGGAGUGAGUUCAGAAGGGCCUUUGCAGGGGCCACCGUCCAUGACUUCUUCAACUGGCUGUCUGUGUUGGUGCUCCUGCCUCUGGAGGCUGCCACCCAUUACCUGGAGCGCCUGACCAACCUGGUAGUGGAGACCUUCAACUUCAAGAAUGGAGAGGAUGCCCCGGAGCUUCUGAAAGUUAUCACAGAUCCCUUCACGAAGCUCAUUAUCCAGCUGGAUAAAAAAGUUAUCAACCAAAUUGCAAUGAAUGAUGAAACAGCCAAAAACAAGAGUAUGAUCAAGAUUUGGUGUAAAACCUUUACCAGCGUGACUGAGAGGAAUGUCACCGUCCCCUCGCCUGACAACUGCACCUCUCCUUCCCUCUGUUGGACGGAUGGUUUGCACACCUGGACCAUCAAGAACGUGACCCACCAGGAGAACAUUGCCAAGUGCCAGCACAUCUUCGUGAAUUUCAACCUCCCCGACGUUGUUGUGGGCACCAUUCUGCUGGUAGUUUCCCUGCUGGUCCUCUGUAGCUGCCUGAUCCUAAUUGUCAAGCUCUUGGGCUCUGUGCUCAGGGGGCAGGUAGCUGUUGUCAUCAAGAAGACCAUCAACACUGAUUUCCCUUUCCCCUUUGCCUGGGUGACUGGCUACCUGGCCAUCCUUGUGGGGGCGGGGAUGACCUUCAUCGUUCAGAGCAGCUCUGUGUUCACGUCUGCUAUGACCCCUCUGAUCGGUAUAGGUGUGAUAUCCAUUGAGAGGGCGUAUCCACUCACGCUGGGCGCCAACAUCGGUACCACCACCACCGCCAUCUUGGCCGCCUUAGCUAGCCCAGGCAGUACUUUGAAGAGCUCGCUCCAGAUUGCCCUGUGCCACUUUUUCUUCAACAUCUCAGGCAUCUUGCUGUGGUACCCAAUCCCGUUCACCCGCCUGCCCAUCCGCCUGGCCAAGGGGCUGGGCAGCAUCUCAGCUAAGUACCGCUGGUUUGCCGUCUUCUACCUGGUCAUCUUCUUCUUCCUGAUCCCUCUGGCAGUGUUUGGCCUCUCGCUGGUCGGCUGGCCAGUGCUGGUGGGUGUGGGAGCGCCCAUCAUCUCUGUGGUCUUCCUGGUGGUGGCCCUCAGGCUCCUGCAGUCCUACUGCCCGUGCAUCCUGCCCCACAAGCUCCAGAACUGGAACUUCCUGCCGCUGUGGAUGCACUCGCUGAAGCCCUGGGACAAGCUCAUCACCACGCUCACCAGCUGCUGCCAGAGGCUCUGCUGCCGUACCUGCUGUCUGCUGUGUGGCUGCCCCAAGUGCUGCCGCUGCAGCAGGUGCUGUCGCUGCAGCAAGUGCUGUGAAGACCUGCAGGAGGUGCAGGACGUCCCCGUUAAGUCCCCCGAGGCUUUUGCUAACAUGGCCAUGGACAAAGAGGCCCAGGACGGGGUCCCCAAGUCCGAGGUGGAUGCCUCGGGCACCAAAACCACUGCCAGCAUCACAGCCUUGUAGGUAGGAGCUGCCUGGAGGCGGGAGGAGGGCCCUACCGCCCACAGGGCUCCCGCUCCCUCCUGGUUCUCCCUCCACCUCGGGAGGAUUUGUUCCCCGUUGAGAAAUGACAUCCGUCCCGACUCUCGUUCCCUGGCCCAGCGUAUCAGCCCGCACAGUAGUUUCACCUCAGCCCCAUGUUCCCUGGGUCUUCCAGGCCCAGGAAGGUGCAGAAGAACCCUGAAAGAGAAUUAGAUAGUGAAACCUGGCCAGAGAGGUGAUCACACCUGCUGCCACACACAGCUGGGUUGGUCAGUAGGACAUUUUUUCAGACCAUUCCCUUGCAAAGGAAAAGCCCCAAGGGAGGAAUUUAUGGCAGGUUCUUUGUCAAAGGUGCAUAUACACGUUCACUUUUCUUUAUUAUGAUCCAGCUCAGACUUCU
Molecule: messenger RNA, 2077 nt
Organism: Physeter macrocephalus (sperm whale)
Lineage: Eukaryota; Metazoa; Chordata; Mammalia; Artiodactyla; Physeteridae
Product: sodium-dependent phosphate transport protein 2B-like
Exons: 9
Coding region: 1-1659 (552 amino acids)
Biological process (GO): sodium-dependent phosphate transport; intracellular phosphate ion homeostasis
Cellular component (GO): vesicle; brush border; apical plasma membrane
Molecular function (GO): sodium:phosphate symporter activity
Source: RefSeq, a predicted model, not a curated record